UUCAACUUAAAGUUUUUAUAUUUGAAAUAGUUUCGGAAUAACUUGUACAUCAUGUUAUAAAAGCUAUACAAUUGUUAUGAUCUUGAAAAAGCGACAUUCAAAAGAAAGGUUUAUACUUUAUAGUUUAUACCUUAUCUAUGCCACGUAUAUCCUCUAUAUAUAUGUUCCCUCAAACACAUGCCAUUUUCAAGAAUCUGUGCUUCAUAGUUCAUACUCUUUCUAACUUGUUUCCAAAAGGUUUCUUUCUUUUUUAUCAAGAUUUGAUCAUAGCACAAGAUGGGUGAGAUUGAGAAAAGUAAGAUAUGUCAAGAUAUGGGAUUCAAAAAGAAUGAUGCUCAAUGGGUUUUAAUGGAAGCUAAAGAUGAUGUUUGCAAGUAUGGCCUUAUGGAAUCGGAUUCAGAGGAUUUAUCUUUCGAGUCAUCUUCUUCAUCGGAAAUGAUAGAUGAUGCAUCUUCAUCAUCUUCGUCUUCAUCUUCAUGUGGUCCUUUGUUCGAACUAUCUGAACUCAUGGCACAACUACCUAUUAAGAGGGGCAUAUCAAAGUUUUAUCAAGGGAAGUCCGAAUCAUUUGCAUCACUAACAAGUGUGCAAAGCAUUGAAGAUCUUGCAAAGAAAGGGAAGUAUUGUUGUAGAUCAAGAAGGUCAAUGAAAACCUAUGGAGGUGGUUUAGACGGUCAAAGUCAAAGAUUAAGUCCAAAAGCCACCAUAGCCAAGAACAAGAAGGGUUCUUCAACUGCUAGGACAUCAAUAUUUUCUUCACUAGGAGAAAUGAGUUCUUUAUUGGCUAAUUAACUUUAAUACUUUUUAGCCUUUGGUACAAAUUAUGGCUACCCAUCGGAUCGAGGUUUUUUCAAUCUUCCUUUUUGAGGAUUGUUAUUUAAUCAUUUGGGUAUAUUAGGGUUUCUUUUUUAUAUAUUUUUGGUUCUUGUUUUAUCAAAAUUGUACCUGAAUGUAGUUUUUUUAAACGGCAAGACAGUUGUUUGCAGAUAUCUCAUGAAACUACACGUUUAUGUAGUUGGGAUAUAUGUUUUGUUACUUUUUAUCGUGAUAAACAUAUUUGAAGUCUUGUACAUCUAUGUAUAGUGUAUUGAUACUGUUGUUUUAAAUCAUACGAUAAUUAUAUCUGGAUAAGCUUAAGCUUUGUUUC
This is a messenger RNA of Lactuca sativa (garden lettuce), 1147 nucleotides long. RefSeq lists its product as uncharacterized. Lineage: Eukaryota; Viridiplantae; Streptophyta; Magnoliopsida; Asterales; Asteraceae. The record is from RefSeq and is a predicted model, not a curated record.